AGGCAAGCGUAAUCGUUUUGUCGCGUAAUUCAAUUAAAACAGUUGUUCAAGUUCAGUCAAAAUGGUUAAAUUUCUCGUUUUUACGGUUCUGUUAAGCUUUUCUGUGACGAGCUUUGCUGCGGUGACCCUCUCACCGGAGUUUCUUAAAGCGGUUCGUCCUAUUCGCGAUACUUGUCUCAAAAAGUCUGGCAGCUCGGAUGCGGCAAUUGAAAAGUUCAUAACCAGCAAAGGACCAGGUGCUGAAGAUGCGAAGCUCAAGUCGUAUAUGGGCUGUGUUAUCACUGAGCUUAAUUUAGUCGAUGCCAAUGGCGAUGUGAUGCUCGAACAGUUAUUCCAGAUGCUGCCAGCAGAAUUAAAGGAUGUAAUUAUGGGCAUGGCGAAGGAUUGUAUGGUCUUGCAGGGUGCCACAUUAAAUGACAAACUCUGGUGGCUACAUCAAUGCUGGAAGAAAGCUGACCCAGCCAAUUAUUUCAUGUUAUAAAAAAGAAUUACAAGUUUUUUGUAUGGUUUUGGGAAUUAGAAAUUAUAAAUGCAAAUCACGAAUUAAAAAUACUAAAAAAACUAAAUUCGAUUGUGGCACACAAAUUGCAAUUCGAAUGUAAAAUUAAAAUUGUCUAGUAUUAUUUACAAUUACAUGUAUUUAAUAUAUACAUAGAUUUGAAUGCAAACGUUUUUAGUAAUUGAUGGUUAAGAAGACUCACAUAUUACUGUUUUUAGCUAGUGAAUUAGAUUAGCUGCCCUUUUAUUAAAAUGGG
Molecule: messenger RNA, 755 nt
Organism: Drosophila sulfurigaster albostrigata
Lineage: Eukaryota; Metazoa; Arthropoda; Insecta; Diptera; Drosophilidae
Product: general odorant-binding protein 83a-like
Exons: 3
Coding region: 62-481 (139 amino acids)
Molecular function (GO): odorant binding
Source: RefSeq, a predicted model, not a curated record